This is a messenger RNA of Octopus bimaculoides (California two-spot octopus), 2485 nucleotides long. RefSeq lists its product as uncharacterized. The record is from RefSeq and is a predicted model, not a curated record. Gene Ontology annotation, molecular function: RNA binding; zinc ion binding. NCBI's taxonomy places the organism in Eukaryota, Metazoa, Mollusca, Cephalopoda, Octopoda, Octopodidae.
UGUAUAUAUGUAAUUAUACGUAAUAAUACGUAAUUAGCGGAACUUCGAAACAGACAUAUUUCUACUGAUUAAAAUUAUUAAUUGGUUGUAUUAGACAACACAAAUGACUUGAAACAAUUUCAGAAUUGCCACCAGAAUCAUAGCUGUUGACGUCGGUCUGGAUUUUCGAAAUUUGAAAUCUGCACCAAUUUCCAGAAAUCCGGAAGUAAAUUGUUCGAUAAAGUUCCAAGGAACCGUGUAUCAAUUGUUUUGGAAACCUUGCUUGUAUUAACAAAUGUGAAGAACAUUAAUUGCAUUCGCUCAAACACGUGUAUGUUGUUAUUUAUAAUGUCUAUAAGUUGAUAGUAUUUUCUUUUAAACUGAUAUUGUUGAUAACACUGUGUGUAUGAUACAUAUAAAGUGUGUAUAUACCUAAUAUAUAUAUAACCGAUUCAUCUACUUAUUGGUAACCAAAAGGUAUCUCACUUCUGCCAAGGUGAUUUUGUUGCACAACACACACACACACACACACACAUAUAUUUAUGUGGUCCUGUUUCUAAAAUUGCAUGAUAUAUUGUAGAGACCACAACUCGUGUUAUGUAUUAAAAACUAUAUGUAUGUAAUUCGUGAAUUAUGCCACGCACCACAAAAUUAUAUGUUGGCAACUUGCCCAAGGGCAGCAGUGAGAGAUCAGUAUGGGACCUCUUCGCCAAGUAUGGUGAAGUCGUGGAAUGUGACAUUAUCAAAGACUUUGGAUUCGUCCACUUUACUGAAAGCACAGAUGCUAUGAAAGCUGUUGAAAAUCUAAACAAUAAAGACUGGAAUGGCUCAACCCUCAAGGUACAACCGUCCCACAGUAAAGUACACGCCAAACCCGGAAUGGGCAACCGUGGUGAAUGCAUUCGAUGUGGUAAAACUGGGCACUUAUGUAGGGAUUGCCCUUCAGUUCGUGCUCGAGAUUUCAGAAGUGGAGAUUUACAUGAAAAAACGUGCACCACUUUAAGUAAUAUUUCUAAAGAAAUUAAUGCUAUGAAUGGAAGUAUUGAUGGUCUUUACUCAUUUCUAAGUAGAUAUCGCGAGAACAGUUACAAGGAAUCUCCUGGGAAUAACUACUCUCAAACAAAUCCCGUUCAGGAUUGGCUUGGAAAGAAUGCUGAUGGUGACCGAAACAGGCGCCAGAACCACAGCAACAACGAUAACUUCAACAGUAACAAACAGAGACCUUAUUCCAACAACUACCCACCACCAUCUAUGACUGCAAGUCGUUUCCGACACCAACCAUAUCCUACAGCCAGCGAGAGACGGUCUGCAUCAUCUUCAUCAUCAUCGAUGUCUGACAGUAAGCACCGACUCCCAUCAUUGUCAUCCUCACAUUCACUCUUGUCUUCUCGCCCAGGUAGUAACAGCAAUAACCGUGAUAUGAACCCCUUUUUCCGACCACCACCUGAAUAUUAUGAACAUCUGAGGAGGAAGACAGUUGGCAACUCACAUUUUGCUCGAUCUCGUGAACAUUAACAACAAACAGUAUUUUAUAUAAAUUUGUAUAUGCUAAGAAAAGUGAUAUGUUUUAAAUCCUUCAUCAUUGAACUCGCUCAUGGACAAAGUUUUACAAUUUCAAAGUGGAUUUGAGUCGGGAGGAAGUAAUUAUAACUGAAAAACUAAAAAAAAAAACCUGCGAAGGAAAUAAUCAAAAUAUUUCAAAAUGAAUAUCAUUGCUUUAGAAUGUGUAAUGCAUGUUUUAAUUUCUUUUUCUUUUCUUAGCAAAUCUAUUUUAAGAAUUUAGAGAUCUUAAAUGACCCAACUUCUUGAUAUCUAGAAUCCUACUUAGCAAUUUGAAUUUUAUACAAGUUAACAAAGUCUAAUAGAUUUAUUCAGUAUUGAACAUUUUUCUUUUUACCUUUUAGGCAAGUGUCACACUGGCCUGACCAUUUAUUAUGAGGUUAUUCCCUUCUAAAACUGGCACAAAUGAUAACAAUUGCUACAACUAUCCUAUCCAUUCUAGCAUUGAAGAAUUGAUCUGAAUGAAAAUGGUGAGUGAUUUUGAGGAGUGGGUGUGAGAGUGUUUCUUUGACAUGGGCGAGCAUAAAUAAUUAUUUAAAUUAAAUUAUGACAACCUGUUUCCUAUGGCUAGUACAGGUGACAUAUUAACUAUAUGUGAAUGUAAUUAAAUAACAUUGGUGCUUUAUGUAUGUAUCUAUAUAUGUCAACAUGUGUGUGUAUAUAUGUCUAUAUAUAUGCACACAUGCAUAAAUUCAUACUCUCAGUACAAUGGUUGUGAACUGAAGAUGUUGGGCUUUUGACCACAUGAUGAUCAUAAGCUGUUACUGUCAUUGUAUUGUUUCUGAGCAAGGCACCUAACUCUAGUUUUUCUAGUUUGUCAGGUUAAACAAAAUGCAGGUCCCAUAUUCAACUUCACAAUAAAUGAGUGGUUAGCAGUAAAAUGGACAUCAAAUUAUGAAUUUUUUUUUUAUCCAAGAAAUAAGCCAUCCCACCCAAAGCUUAUAUA